AUGGACUAUCUAAAAUCAAAAUGGGCGGUAUGGUUCAAGUCCUUAGAUGCUGACAAGGAUAAUAAGCUCACGAUAGAAGACAUGCAGAUUUCUGCGAAAAAGUUUGAAGAAAUAAAGAAAAUGUUAAUCGGCGAUAAUGCUAACGAAAACACUUUAAACAACACAAAAUGUUGGAACACUUACAUCUUUCGCAAAGGCCCUGGUGUAACAUUGUCUCUUGAGGAAUUCCAAGCUGGCUUAGGAGAAUCUUUCCAGAAAGACAAGGCAGCAUUCCGACAAGAAAUGGAGAGAUGUUUUGGCGAUAUCGCUGCUUUCGUUUCAGACAAUAAUGACAGACCAAUCCAAGAACAGGAGUUCGUCUUCGGAUUAAAAGUUUUUGGUCAAGAGAAUUUGGCACAAGUGGCCAACGCUUACCAGCUGUUCAAGGCCACCAAGGGUCAACCAACUGUUCAGCACAUAGUGGACGCCUGGGCCCAAUUCAUCGCUGACGACGACGUAACCAAACUGGGUACAGCCCACUAA
Saccostrea echinata is the source of this 522-nucleotide messenger RNA. Its product is annotated as sarcoplasmic calcium-binding protein-like. Gene Ontology annotation, molecular function: calcium ion binding. The coding region runs from base 1 to 522 and encodes 173 amino acids. The record is from RefSeq and is a predicted model, not a curated record. The transcript has a single exon. Lineage: Eukaryota; Metazoa; Mollusca; Bivalvia; Ostreida; Ostreidae.